This is a messenger RNA of Prunus armeniaca (apricot), 261 nucleotides long. The record is from the annotation of a GenBank genome assembly. NCBI's taxonomy places the organism in Eukaryota, Viridiplantae, Streptophyta, Magnoliopsida, Rosales, Rosaceae.
AUGCAGUCCUACAUUGGUGUGUUGGCACGGUCCAGAGUCCCAAUUGUGGACAAGAAAUGGACUAAAAUCCCCAAGGAUAUAAAAGACCAAAUUUGGGAAGCCGUUGACAUGGCCUAUGUGGUAGGGCAAGGGGGUAAAAAAAUGGUGUUAUCAUCUGCUGGCAAGAAAUGGAAGGAUUUUAAGUCUACAUUAACAAGACAUCAUAUCCUUCCAUUCAUCAAUGAGAAGGAGAAGUUAAGACAACCCACUGAAUUAUAUUAA